Molecule: messenger RNA, 1530 nt
Organism: Penicillium soppii
Lineage: Eukaryota; Fungi; Ascomycota; Eurotiomycetes; Eurotiales; Aspergillaceae
Product: WD40 repeat domain-containing protein
Exons: 1
Coding region: 1-1530 (509 amino acids)
Molecular function (GO): protein binding
Source: RefSeq, a predicted model, not a curated record
AUGUCUUCUAACGACCCCAACCACGAGAAUGAAGAGGACUAUCUGCAGGCAGAUGAUGCCGAAGAGGUCUUUGAGCGCGGUGAAGAUGAUGAAAUGGAAAUGGAUGGAGACUAUGACGAGAACAUGACUAUUGAAGAUGAGAUUACGUUCCAGAACGACUCAGCUGCACACUUCGACUCGCACACAGACUCAGUGUUCUGUGUUGCUCAACACCCCGUUCACAACCACAUUAUUGUCACUGGUUCAGGCGAUGACACCGGGUACAUUUUCGACUCAACUCCCGCACCCCGGCCCGUCCUCCCUUCAAGCUUUGAGACCACUCCUCAACCACGGGAGCGCGAGGCCCUACAACCUCUGGCCAAGCUUGAUGGACACACUGACACCAUCAAUGCGGUGGCUUUCACUGAACCGGCUGGAGAAUAUGUCAUCACGGCUGGUCUGGAUGGCAAGCUGCGGGCCUACCGGGAUACCACACCCAAGAAGACCGGAACCGCAUGGGAGUUCUUUGGCGAGGCCCAGGAAGUAGAGGAAAUCAAUUGGAUGGCGGUCUGCCCCUACCAGAAGAACAGCGAAGAACAUAAAAAUGUCAUCGCUAUCGGUGCCAACGACGGUAGCGCGUGGGUCUUCCGUCUCGACCAUACCAGCGCCAAUCCUAUCUCUAUCAUCCAGACUUUCUUCUCGCACACCGAAUCCUGCACUGCAGGCGCAUGGACAUCUGAUGGAAACUUGCUCGCUACAGUCUCCGAGGAUGGAAGCUUCUAUGUUUAUGAUGUCUUCGGCGCCGCUGCCGCUGCAGGUAUCGAGUAUCCGGCUGGCACCAGUGUCGUUCUCGGUCUGACCGCGGAUGACCAGCGUUUCGCCGUUCCUGGUGGACUUUACAGCAUCGCUAUUUCUCCUAGCGGAGGUAUUGCCGCGUUGGGUGGUGGCGAGGGCAACAUCCGUGUCAUCGGUCUUCCCCGCAUCACCGCAUCUGGCCCAUCAGCCAAGGGCAAGGCAGCCCCCAAGUCCGCCGGUGCCACCGCCGCUGGCACAAUUAUGGCUGCACUGCAGAACCAGACAGACAAUAUUGAGUCUCUCUCUUUCUCCCAGCCUCCGUUCACUUUCCUGGCUGCUGCUUCCGUCGAUGGCUCGCUUGCGAUUUACGACGCUGCUCAUCGCUUCGCUGUCCGCCGCCACAUUCAGGGUGCUCACGACGACGCUCCCGUUGUGAAGGUUGAGUUCCUACCCAGUAACCGCCAGCUUAGUGCCUCUGUCUCAGGGCCUCUUGCGUCCGCUUCCGCGGCUCAGCAGAACCGCUCUUGGAUGUUCACAUCCGUUGGCCUGGACGGCGUGGUCCGACGCUGGGACGCUCGUGGUGGUACCACCGCUGCUGCCCAGGGAUUGAUGCAGGAGUGGAAGGGCCACAUGCCUCUCACUGAAAACGAGGAUGGUGAGCAGUCUGGCGGCAUCAUGGGCUUUGUGCAGAAUUACGAAGGACAACGCAUUGUCACUGCCGGUGACGAUGGUAUUUGCUUGGUCUUCGAGGAGUAA